ACACUAUAGCGCAUGCAGCUAGCUAGCACUAGUGCAGCAGAUAAUUUGCACAUUUUGUCGAGCUACGGACAUGACAGAUCGGGGCUGAAUUUCUACACACAAAUCCUUCAAAAUUUGGACUCUUCUGGAUUUUAUGCAUCAUUUACGGUCUCUACGAAAGGAUACUGAUUGUAAUAUUACAUCAUGCGAGGCUUGUCAGGUGCUUUGAGCUGAGAUUUUCAGUGAGUUUUGAUUGCACAGCCCUUUUGGAUGCUUCAGGCUAAAACUUGGAACGGACAAGACGCCACAACGCUAGCAGCCGAAUCUUAUGUCCAGUUUGUAAUAACCGGCUUUGGAGUCCAUCAUGAGUGGAGUAGAGAAACCACCUGAUUUACCUGGCAUUGGGGAACCCGUCAUGCACUAUGAGGGAUACCUGGAAAUUAAAGGGCCCAAGGACAAGGAUUAUGCAAGACAGUGGGUGGUGCUUAUAGACAACAAAAUGGUGGUAUUCAAUCAGAGAGUAACACAGCGAGAAUUCAGCACGUCUCAGCCAUUAGAUUCAUUGAACAUUGACAGAAACUGCAACUUCACACCAGACAACAAAGAGAAGACCAAACUCGGCAUGAAAUGCAAAGCAGGACAGUACAAAUUCAAGACGAACACACCAGAUGACAGGGAUAAUUGGUGGAUUCGAUUCCAUGCGAUAUCCAAGCUGGAGCUGCCCAAAAUCCACCUGUUGCCAGGCCAAACCAUCGCCCUCGAGGAGAUCAUUGAGAGAAUGAAGAAAAUCGUACCUCAUCAUGAGCCACCCGGCAAGUCCCCCAUGGCCAAGUCUCCUAAGCAGAAGACGUUUGUCAAGCAGCCGUCAGGAGAGAAGAGAGAGACUCCGGAGGAUAUCAAUAAGAAAUUCCACUUCUACCCUGAGGAUCUGGUGCAAGGAUUUCGAGAUGAUUUCCCCAUACCUCCAACAUGGUACUUUGAGGUCACACGGGCUGAAGCUCAAGAGCUUCUAUUGAACAAUCCCGAGCAUGGAUCUAUCAUCGUACGAAAGAGUGAAUCUCACUCGGGCGGCUUCUCUCUGUCCAUGAGGCAGGAUCCGCCGCCUAACAACCCUCAGGCCAUGCCCACCAUCAAGCACUACAAGUUCCAGUGGGAUAAUAAGGCGGUAUCAUUUAAGAUGAGCAUCGAGGAAGAGCAGCAGCCACAAAUGAAAACGAUGUACGAUUUGUUGGCAUUCUUCAUCGAGAAACACGGCGGCAAUAUCCGACCCAUGACGACACGGGAUCUCAAGACACCUCAACAUCCCUACGAGCUGGGACUCAGUUUUGCUGUGAAGGAUCCAGAAAAUGGCGAAGCAAACAAGCAGCCGCCGCAAGACACGUAUCUCAUGCCCAAUAGAGUAGCCCCCACUGUUCCCUCCAAGGCGCGCCCGGACCGACAGUCUCUCCCAGCAUCCUUCAAUAUGGCGAUACCUAAUUUACCGCAAGGUGCAACGGCAUCGGCAGCAAGUCCCAACAACAGACUCAGUCUAGCGACCUCUGAAACUACUAGUUCGUCUAAUCCCUCACAGUAUGUGGUGCCCAAUCACAAUCGGUCGAUGUAUAUUAACGUCGGCCGAGACAAACUCCCCGCAGUUAAUGAAGAGACUGACCAGACUGAUGCUUAUAACACUCCAACUGGUCACAUGUUUGUCUUGCCCCGGCAACAAACUAGCCCAUUGUUACCCGUGGCAACGACAGAAAUGAGAAGCGAACAGGAGACCAGACGCAGAUCUAAGAUGUCACCAGCCAUCAUGGAUGAAACUGAUAGCUAUCUAGCCCCGACCCAACAUAAAUUUCUUCCAAAACCGGAACCGGGCAACGAGCCAUUGCCCCAAGCAACCAAACCCUCUUCCCACCACGCCUUAGCCAAAAAGCAUUUAGUAUUUAAGCCACCAAGCAAGACUCAGUCAGGGAGUCCCAUGGCACCCCCCACCAGUUACAUCCGUCCGGAAGGCAGGCCUAGAGGGAAAUCCUUCCCCACGCUGGCUGAAGGACAAAGCGGACCCAUGGACCUUGAACUCAACAAGAUCUUCAAAAAGUUUGGCAUCGACAGCGAAAAGUAGAUGAAGCAGCAGACAUCCCUAUCUGACUUCAAGAAUCUUUCUAAGGUGGCUUUAUGGUGACAGAUGCAAGGUUUAUCUAAUAAGAUUUUGGAUAUCAGUAUUGUGGUGUAUUUUGCCUAUGCAGAGAGGAGGCACUUGUCCUUAUUAUUUGGUAUCUCUGUGUAUAUUACCUGGACUUAAACUUGGCAAAUUGUGACUUACUGUAAUAGAUUCGGUCACAUUUAGGGUCGUCACUUUCAAUGUCACUUUCAUCACAAUCUAACGUUAUUCCUUUCAGAAAUGUCGGAGUCUUUCCAAGUUUUUUUUUAAUCAUUCCGCUCGAACAGCUAGUCUCAUUAAUAUUACUAGCUGAAGUGGUUUCAAAACUCUUUUUAGCUUAUCUGGGCAUUGUAUAUUUCGCAAAUUUGAUAGUUGCUGAAAAUGGUUUGUAUAUUUCUGUAUGUAGCUUGGCCAUGCAUGUUGUAUAUAGGGGCUUAUUGAUUAAAGUUGAGUGGGGUAGAUUGUACGGUAAAGGGUAAUGUUGACACAGUGCUUGAUUAUUGUUUCAACAUCAAAACAACAUUUAAUACAAAGUACAGAAGGGUUGUUUUUUGGUUUCAGAGGCUUUUUAAACAAUUUAUUAUUUUUGGGGAAAAAAACAGUUCUUGUUUUAAAGGGAAUGUACAACAUUUGCUUUUGCUGCAAUUUUCAGAAAUAAAUGGAUUUGGAGGAUUAGUAUGUACUUAUAGCAAAUAUUGUUAAAAUAACUUGUUUCACGAUUUGGGCUUGAAGACGCUGGAAAAGCCAAGAAAACCAAUCAUGUUCUUGUAGUCUGGUUCCCUGACCCCACUUAAGAUGAAAUGGACUGAUUUACAGACUUUUGGGAAUUGUAAGGUCAGAGAAUCAGUCUA
Molecule: messenger RNA, 2973 nt
Organism: Patiria miniata (bat star)
Lineage: Eukaryota; Metazoa; Echinodermata; Asteroidea; Valvatida; Asterinidae
Exons: 16
Coding region: 344-2083 (579 amino acids)
Molecular function (GO): signaling adaptor activity
Source: RefSeq, a predicted model, not a curated record